Arabis nemorensis is the source of this 3660-nucleotide messenger RNA. The record is from the annotation of a GenBank genome assembly. Lineage: Eukaryota; Viridiplantae; Streptophyta; Magnoliopsida; Brassicales; Brassicaceae.
AUGGGAGGUUGUUGCUCUGUCUCGUUGCCUUGUGAUCAAAUGGUGAAUCAUUGCUCUCAAUGGUUAUGUGUCAAGGGGAGCUAUAUACACAACCUCCCUGAGAAUCUAGCGUCUCUGGAGAAAGCCAUGGGAGUACUCAAGGCACAGAGAGAUGAUGUUCAAGGGAGGGUUAACAAAGAAGAGUUUACUGGGCAUCGUCCAAGGCUUGCUCAAGUCCAGGUAUGGCUUACGAGUAUACUAGCCAUCGAAAACCAAUUUAGUGAUCUUCUUAGCACUAAUAACGUUGAGCUUCAAAGGUUGUGCCUCUGUGGAUUUUGCUCUAAAAAUCUGAAAAUGAGCUACCUUUAUGGGAAAAGGGUUAUUCUGAUGUUGAGGGAGGUUGAAAGUCUCGGUUCUCAUGGAGAAUUUGAUGUGGUGACUAUGGAAGCUCCAAGAGCUGAGGUUGAAGAGUUGCCGAUUCAACCCACAAUUGUUGGUCAGGAAACAAUGCUUGAAAGGGCAUGGAACCGUUUAAUGGAAGAUAGAGUCGGUAUAGUAGGUUUGUAUGGUAUGGGUGGAGUAGGCAAAACUACCCUUCUCACACAGAUCAACAAUAAGUUUUCUGAAAUAGGUGGCGGAUUUGUUAUCGUAAUAUGGGUUGUGGUUUCUAACAAUGCAACAGUCCUUAGGAUUCAAGAAGACAUCGGGGGAAAACUAGGCCUUGUGGGGAAGCAAUGGGUCGAGAAAGCUGAAAACCGGAGAGCCCGUGACAUCUACAACGUUCUUAGGAGGAAGAAGUUUGUGUUGUUGUUGGAUGAUAUAUGGGARAAAGUGRAYUUAAMURUGAUYGGAGUCCCGWAUCCGAACAGAGAAAACGGAUGCAAAGUAGCAUUUACCACCCGCUCUCGAGAUGUGUGUGGGCGCAUGGGGGUUGAUGACCCGAUCCAACUCAGUUGUCUCGACACCAACAAAGCCUGGGAUUUGUUCAGAAAGAAAGUAGGGGAAAACACCUUGGAAAGCCAUCCAGACAUUCCUGAACUCGCAAGAAAAGUCGCUGGAAAAUGUCGUGGCCUACCAUUGGCACUGAAUGUCAUCGGCGAAACUAUGGCUUGCAAAAGCACAACUCAAGAGUGGCAUCGGGCCAUUGACGUUUUGACUUCAUAUGCUUCAAAAUUUUCAGGCAUGGAAGAUGAGAUUCUUCCGAUUUUGAAAUAUAGCUAUGAUAGUUUAAAUGGUGAGCAWGURAAAUCRUGUUUCCUCUAUUGCUCUCUGUUUCCUGAAGAUUAUCAAAUUGAGAAAGAAAGGUUGAUAGAGUACUGGAUAGGUGAGGGAUUCAUAGAUGAGAAGGAAGGCAGAGAGAGGGCAUUUAACCAAGGUUAUGAGAUACUCGGGACCCUUGUUCGUGCAUGUUUAUUGUUGGAAGGAGGAAGGUAUAAAUCGAAAGUGAGUAUGCAUGAUGUGGUUCGUGAGAUGGCGCUAUGGAUAGCAUCUGAUCUUGGAAAGCAUAAAGAAAGAUGUAUUGUGCAAACUGGUGUUGGUUUACGUGAUGUACCGAAAGUCAAGAACUGGAAUAGCGUGAGAAGAAUGUCGCUGAUGCGGAAUCAGAUUGAAAAGAUAUCUGAGAGCCUUGACUGUCCAGAACUUACAACGCUCCUCCUUGGGAGAAACAUGAUGCACUUAGCAAGUAUCUCAGGUGAAUUCUUUCGGUCUAUGCCUAGGCUGCUCGUUUUGGAUCUAUCAUAUAAUGAAAAGCUCAGUGGAUUGCCAGAGCAAAUAUCAGGGUUGGUUUCUCUGAGAUAUCUAGACUUGUCAGAUACAAGUAUAAAGCGACUACCAGUUGGUUUACAAGAGUUGAAAAUGCUAAUACAUCUGAAUUUGGAGUGGACGGAUAGCCUUGAGUGUUUAGAUGGGAUAUCAAAUUUGUCGAGUUUGAGGACAUUGAAACUAAUACAUUCCAAAGUGUGGCUAGAUAUGAGGCUAAUGAAGGAGAUGCAGCUGUUAGAACAUUUAGAGUUUAUAAGCACAAAUAUCUCGUCAAGUUUUGUUGGGAAGCUAUUGGCAUAUGACAGCAGAGUGUGGAGAUGUAUUCAAGAAGUUUCUAUUGAGGAGCAUGAGGAAGAAUCAGUUAGAGAGUUAGUGUUGCCAGCUUCAGAUAAUCUGUGUAAAGUUUCGAUAUGGGAAUGUGAGAUUUUGAAGAUAAAGGUAGAGAAGACACCAUGGAACAAAAGUCUGUCAAGUCCAUGCUUCUCAAACCUUUCUGAUGUGUCAAUAUCAGGGUGGUGUGACGGUUUAAAGGAUUUGACGUGGCUGCUGUUCGCUCCAAACCUUAUUGGGCUUUCUCUUUGGGGGUUAGAGCAAGUAGAGGAGAUAAUAAGCAAAGAGAAAGCUGCGAGCCUUUUAGGCAAGGAGACAUGUAAUAUUAUUCCUUUCCAAAAACUAGAAGACCUUCAUUUGGAAGAUUUGCCUGAGCUAAAGAGCAUAUACUGGAAUGCUCUGCCUUUUCAACGUCUGACAGAGCUCCGCAUAUCCGGCAAUUGUGAGAUGCUGAGAAAGCUUCCAUUGGAUUCUAAAAGCGUCUUCAAGGUUGAAGAACUUGCUAUAGAAUACUCUGAGGAAGAAUGGAUAGAAGAGAUCGAAUGGGAGGACGAAGCCACGCGACAACGUUUCUUACCUUCAUCUGAAGAGCAUCAUCUACUGCCUUUUCCACGUCUGGGACGUCUCCAAAUGUUCGACAAUUGUCCGAAGCUGAGAAAGCUUCCAUUGGAUUCUAAAAGCGUUCUCAAGGUUGAAGAAUUUGCCAUAGAAUACAUUUUUCUCUUUGAGGAAGAAUUUCUCAUGAAAUACAGAGAGGAAGAAUGGAAAAAAGGAUCGAAUGGGAGGACGAAGCCACGCGACAACGUUUCACCUUCAUUCACUCGACGUUUCACGAUCAUCACCCACCGCCACAAGAUCUCCUUACCAUUUUCCGAGAUACCCAUUGAGGCGUCUACAGCUAAACUCCCAAUCAAACCCAGAAAAUAUCUGAGAUUCAUCAAACCUUCGGAGGUUGAUGAAUUCAUAAUUGGAUUGCCGAGAUCUUCUGAUGGGAAAAAGAUGAUUCAGUCGAAUAAAGUUCGAUCUGUUGCCGGACGACUCGCUGUUCAAGGCGCCGAGAAGGGACUAAGCAAGAGUGAAAGACAGAACAGAGAGGAUGCCUACGCUGCCGUGAUAUUGUUGGAGAGGUAUUUCUCUACACAAGGUCGAGGAACCGAGAUUAUACUUGCCAAGAGUUUAGAACUUCAAGAGAAGAUCAAGCACGGUGCACUUCUAGACCCUGACUUUUUCCCUGAAAAGCUCGAAAACUGCCUCCUUGGUGAAGUCAACUAUAUUUGUAACCUUGAGAAGACUCUGGCAGCUCUGGAGAAAGCCAUGAAGGUACUCAGAGCAAGGCGAGCUGAUGUGUUGAAAAGGGUUCAGAGGGAAGAAAGCCAAGUGUCGAGAAUAUGCAAAACCAAGCCUAUGAAUUGCUUCUUCCUUGUAAAGUUGAACUUGAAAGAAGUUGAAGCUCUUAAAUCUGCGGGAGUUUUUGAAGCGUUGGCUGGGCCACCUACGAUAGCUCUGGUGGUGGAGAGGCCUCAAGAACCGAAGAUUUUUGGUCAAGAAGAAAUGCUCAAAAGGGCAUGGACGCACCUCAAUAGUUGA